Molecule: messenger RNA, 3211 nt
Organism: Acanthaster planci (crown-of-thorns starfish)
Lineage: Eukaryota; Metazoa; Echinodermata; Asteroidea; Valvatida; Acanthasteridae
Cellular component (GO): nucleus; cytoplasm
Molecular function (GO): protein binding
Source: RefSeq, a predicted model, not a curated record
UAUGGUGUUGUGCAAUAAAUUUGCGCAAGAUUCAAGAUUGCGCUGAACACGAUCUGUGCGCUACAUGCACACGAUGCGUAAUGAUACGGGUGCGGUGUGUAACUGCUGUAAGUUGGUGGCUACGACGUGAUCUAUGUUAUCGUUUUGACCCCAUAUUUCCCCAGAAAACCAAAACCUUGCCUCGUUUCCAUAAAAUUCAUCCUGUAUGGUGCCAGUACCAUCUUUUUAGGUCGAUUUGCAUCUAUCACAGCAAAAUGUCUUCGGCUAGUGAGGCAGAUGAGAAGUACAAUGCUUUAUCCCCAGAGGAAAAACUACCUUACAAGGUUGUGAGUGCCAUUUUCAACAACAGUGUUGCUCAUGGAAUACAACUUUUGGAGGAACUUGAUGUCGAUGUGAAUUUUGUCGAUCAGCUCUUCUACAAAGGCCAGACAUUGCUGAUGCGAGCGGCCUUUGACUCCCCAGGCAUGUGCCGAGCCCUUCUGGAGAAAGGAGCGGAUGUCAACUUGGCACACACCGAGAGUGGUAUUUUCCCUUUGCUUUGUGCUGCUGAACGCAACACGGAAUCCUGCAAGAUUCUCUUGGAAGCAGGCGCUGAUGUCAACCAGGCUGAUGAUGAGGGUUCAACAGCUCUUCAUGCUGCUGCUCAUGCGAAUCCUUCAGCCAUUCCAAUCCUGUUGGAAGCAGGAGCUGAAGUUGACGCUGUAGAGUCAGAGGACAUUGGAGGGAGGCAACCUCUUCACUAUGCAGCUCAGCAUAGCCCAGAGGCCUGUAAAUUUUUGCUUGAUGGUGGGGCAGAUGUCAAUGCACCACUCGAUAGCGAGGAGGCAGAGACGGCCAUUCUGAUCGCUGCAUCCAAGGCUCCACAGUGUUGUCAGGUGCUCAUAGAUGCUGGUGCAGAUGUCAAUGUACAGUUUAAUUCAACUGGAUGCUCUCCUCUGCAUGAGGUCACUGACGAGGAUGAUGACCCCAGCGUAUGUCAGGCAUUGCUGCAGGCAGGAGCAGACAUGGAGAUAAAAGAUCAUACAGGUAAAACUGCAUUACACCAUGCAGCUAGGUAUAAUGAAGCAGUGUGCAAGAUACUGCUGGAUGCAGGGGCUAAGCAUGACUGCACUGAUGAGGAUGGUAAUGUGCCCAUGACUCUGGCAGCAGUUGGAGAUAACGUCAAGUCAAUCCAACAUCUCUUGGACAAAGGGGCUAGCCUGGAAAUCACCAACAAGUCGGGGGAUAGCCCAUUGAAUGCUGCAGCCAGGAUGAACAGCGCAAAAGCUAUUGAGUUCCUGAUCGAUAAAGGGGCGGACAUCCUCUCACGAAAUCGGCAUGGUUGGACACCUCUUCACAAGGCAGCGACACGACAUCCUGAUUCUGUGAAGGCUUUAUUGGCUAAAGGUGCUGACGUCGAAGCUAAAACAACGGAUGGGAUGACGCCGGUCUUCAAUGCAGCCAGUGGAAGUGCGGCAAGCUUGAAAUUGCUCAUUGAGGCAGGAGCCAGUGUUAAUGCUCGGUCACAGGAUGGAUCUACUCCACUUUUUAUAUCAGCCGAGGGAAACUCGGAAGGAACCAAGCUUCUCAUCGAGGCUGGCUGCCAACUGGAUGCCCAGAAUGAGGAUGGACGGACGGCAUUGCAUGUGGCUGCCUGUAACAGUGCAGAUUCUUGUAAAUUGCUGCUUGAUGCCGGAGCUCGUCUGGACAUAGCAUCCAAGAAAGGCACUUUGCCCCAGCACUCAGCCGCCGCCGGUGGGAAUGCCAAGUCACUGCAGUACCUCCUCGACAAAGGUGCUGCCGUCGAUGCCGUGGAUAAGGUCGGUUUUACUGCACUUCAUAAUUCCGUCCUGAAAGACGAGGAAUGUGUCAGGAUUCUACUCUUGGCUGGGGCAGAUGGAGCUCUUAAGACAGAGAUCGGUUUGUCAGCGUACGGUCUGUGCAUGCAGAUGAACCCAGAUGUGGAAAUACUGGCCACGCUUCUGGGCCAAGGGAAGUACAAGCCCUUGGGAGACAGUAAGAGAACGGAGGAGCAGGAGGGAGCUGGACCGUCCAGCUCCGAGGGUGCCAAACCAACCUAAGGUGACGGAUAUCUUGGUGGGAGCCAGGUCACCUCUGGUAUGAGGGAAAUGUGGGGAGAAAGCAACAUUGUGUCAGUUACCACUGCAAGUAAAGAUGAAGUGUUCAGUUUCAAAGGUAAGAGAAGCUUCCCCCUGAUAAAUAGUCAAGAGGAAACGCACUGAGUAGGUAGGGACUGAAAACGCAAAACCCAGGUCGGCUUGGGCAGGAUUAGAGACCGAGUUGCAGAGAGGAAGAAAAUUCCUCUGUACUAAUCUGACCCCCCUUGCUGGUGGUGCCCAUUUGGAUGAAUAUUUGCCUUUUUUGGCCGUGCACAAGAUGCUAAAAUGGCAAAUGCCACGUGACUCAUUCUCGGCCAAUUAAGAUACAGGUUCUGUGGGUGAGGUGUUAUAAACUCCUACAGCGAUCUUGGACAUGACCGUCCAUUCAAAAGACUAACCCUGCCACCACUCCUGGAAGACUUUACUAAAAGCAAUGCCCACUCAACGACUUCAAGUAAAAAAUGUGUACAUCUUGCCUAAACUCUUCAAAGUACAUGUAUUUUCCAAGUAAAUAGUGUGUAAGUAGAUUCAAGGUGAAUAUUUUUGUAAGUGCAUAAAUUGUAUCAUGUAUUUCACGAACCUAAAUACUUUGCCCGUGAUGCUAUAAUUUCAAUUCAAGCUUAAUAGGUGGUAGUAUUUUUGAUGCAGGGUACUAAUUUCAGUAAACUGUAAUCUAAAUAAAAGGGAAAUGGAACCAAGUAACAUGAAAAUGAAAGACUGAUUCACAGCACAGAAGGUUCCUCAUUAAAUAUUUAUUUAAAUGAUAUGCAGAAGGUUGCCAGGACAGCAAAUUUAAGACAGACUUUAUAACUUGACUUCAGAUUCCAAUCAUGUCAUUCUUAAGUAAAUGGAAUAACCAGGACUUUACCGAAAAUACUGGGCCAAAACUGCAAAAAGAGACACUCAACCUAAUGAAACUCACUGUACAAAACUUUUACUUUGUAAAUAUGGUGACAAAACUCAUCGAAUCCAAUUUGCCAUGUGACUUUUUCUUUUUUUUUUUUGGAUGAAGUAUAAUAUCCGCUACAAAAUGUUACAUUUUAUUAAUUUGAACCUUUUUGUGUAUGUGAGAUAGGAAAGGAAGGCAGGUUAGGGUAGGGCAAACUAGGUCA